CUAGUGCGUAGAACCGACCUGAGUCAACUCGUUCACCCUGAAACACGAUUUACCUUGGGAUAUCAAAUAUUUGUCGCAUUACUUUCGAUAAUUUGGGGGAUAAAAAAUAAAUGA
Molecule: messenger RNA, 114 nt
Organism: Haemonchus placei
Lineage: Eukaryota; Metazoa; Nematoda; Chromadorea; Rhabditida; Trichostrongylidae
Source: the annotation of a GenBank genome assembly